GUGGCGCCCGGUGGAGGCGCCGGCGAUGAGGGCAUGGACGGCGGCCGGGAUCGUGGCCAUGCCAUGGAGGUGCUGGACGCUGCUUCGCUUGCUUCUGGAGGGGAGGUUGGUAGGGUGAGAUUGCAAUCGAUCGUUGACUGGGCCGAAAGCUCAGUUUCUAACUGGGCCAGAAUGGCAUUGGCCCAUGUGGAGUUCCGGCCCGUAAAUUAUUCGAUCCAAAUCGCCGCUGCUAGGGGUAGGGGUCUUUCGGUAAUUUUUGCGAGUCGGGAGAGGAGGGAUUCGACCGGCGGCGAUCGGGAGAGGCGGAGGCCGGCGAGAGCGAUGGAGGAGGAGGUGACGGGAAGCGGCGGGGGGAUUGGGCGGAAGAUGGCUGCGGGGGAGGUGGAGCUGAAGGAGAAAUCGGGGACGGCGUGGAGCCACUCGUACCUCAACCAGAAGCCGUGGCACCCGCUCUCGUACCCGAACCAGCGCCGCAAGUGGAUCGCCGAGCAGGUGCACGCCAACCGCGCGCGCCGCCAGGAGGAGGUGCAGCGGGAGUUCGCACAGGAGCAGGAGUUCUUCCGGCAGACCGCGCUCUUCUCCAAGAAGGACAAGGAGAAGAUGGAGGUAAUGAAAGCUGUGAGUUUUAUGUACGUGCGCCCACCUGGCUACAAUGCAGAGAGUGCAAAAGCUGCUGAAAUUGAAGAUGAGAAGAAGAGGUCAGAUCCAAGUGACAUGGCUCAAGGUACUGCAUCUGCAACCACCUCUUCAAUACCUGACAAGGGACCUGAAAAGACUCAAUCAGGCACAGAUAAGAAAAAUAGGCCAAAAGAUGUUUUUGGUCGGCCAUUGGCAACAGAACAAGAAUUUGAGGUUCUCAAGAAUGCUCCAAGGUUAGACACCGGUGCUCCUGCAAGGAUCAAACCAUUUGGAGUUGAAGUUCGUAAUGUUAGAUGUCUAAGGUGUGGAAACUAUGGUCAUCAAAGUGGUGACCGGGAAUGUCCCUUGAAGGAUGUGAUCAUGCCUAAUGAGGAGAGUCGGUUGAAAAGAGAUGAUCCACUUACAACUAUAAUGGCGCAGACUGAUUCAAGUGAGCCUUUGAAGUGGGAACUUAAGCAAAAGCCAGGCAUGAGCCCUCCUCGUGGUGGAUUUGACCCAGAUGAUCCUAAUCAGCAGAUUGUGGCAGAAGACAUCUUUGAUGAAUAUGGAGGUUUUCUGAACUGUGACAUUCCAGCUCUCAUUUCCAGUUUUUCUGCUAGCAAAUCCAAGAAACGUUCUAAGAAGAAAAGCAAGCAUAAGCAGGCUAAGUCUGCUGUUCAUGAGGAUUCUGGUAGACAUGAAAGCAGUUACCAUCUAUCGUCAGACUCUGAAAAUGAGAAGAGAAACAAAGCAUCAAGAAGCAAGAGAAAGAAAACAAACUGUUCUGAUUCGUCAUAUUCUGAUUCUGAGAUAGAUGCUAGAAAAGGCAAGAGUAAGUCAAAGCAUAGGCAUAAAAAGAAAUACCAGUUAGAGUCUUCUUCUGAUUCAGAAUUUGAGGUCCGUGAAGAUACAAGGCGGCAUCUGAAGAGAGAACACGUGAAGGAGAAAAGAGAUGUGUCACCAUUGUCCUUCUCUAAGGAUCAAGGAGACACAGAAAGCAAGAGGCAUUCAAGGCGUUCAAGGGAGAAGCGCCGCUACAGCUAUUCAUCGAGUUCUUCUGAGAGAGGCAGGCAUUCUCUACGGCACAAGGAGAAACAAUAUUACAGUGACUCGAGUUCUGAUCUGAGCCAUCGACACUCAAGGAGAUCGAGGGAGAAGAGACAUGAUAGAGAGUCAAAUUCUCCUGAUGCCAUCAGGCGCUCAAGGAGAUCAGUGGAGAAACAGCGCCAUUCUGAUACAAGUCCACGUCAUACCAACAGGCAUUCAAAGAGAUUAAGUGGUAAGCAAGACUAUACUGAAUGCAGCCAUUACGAAACCAGUAGACAUUCAAGGAGAUCUCGGGAGAAACAGCACUACCCUGAUUCUAGUGCCUCUGAUUACUCAGACUUUGAUCGGCACAAUAAACAUCGCCAUCAUCAUAGGAGAAAAUGAACUGGCAGUGUAUAGGUAAACUGCCCUAUCAGAAGUAAUGCAGUAUAUAUCUGGGGAUCCCCCUGGAUGUGACGGCAUUAAGGGUACCUGGCCCCUUUCUGAAGAUCACCAGAAUCCACUUGGAGUCUGGUGGCUGGUGGCUUGGUCUCAGGGCUUUGUGAUGUUAUUACAGUAAUAUACACGGUGUAACUGAGUUUCUUCAUACUGGGAGAACGGUUGUUUGGGUCUUAAAACAGUUGUGUUGUUGUAGAACUUGGUAGGGCCCGGAAUGUUACGUGCUGUUUAGUUUAUUGCCUGAACUAGCCUUCUGGUCUACUGUGGACUCAUUAUAAGCUUCUUGUGAAAUGUGUAACACUUAUCUGAAAGAGUGCUUCCCAAAUGCCAGGACUUAACCAUUUUGAGAACCUGGGAUUUGUUUACCUA
Messenger RNA from Sorghum bicolor (sorghum), 2472 nucleotides. RefSeq lists its product as uncharacterized. Gene Ontology annotation, biological process: negative regulation of DNA-templated transcription. The record is from RefSeq and is a predicted model, not a curated record. Lineage: Eukaryota; Viridiplantae; Streptophyta; Magnoliopsida; Poales; Poaceae. Gene Ontology annotation, cellular component: nucleus. The transcript has 6 exons. Gene Ontology annotation, molecular function: transcription corepressor activity. The coding region runs from base 34 to 2049 and encodes 671 amino acids.